AUGGAGAAAUCCAAUCUAUCGCCCACCUCGGAUGCUGGACAACCGCCCUUGACCUGGAGCGACACCAUUACGCCAUCUCCCAUUGAUCGCACGUACUCGCGCCCCAAACGACUACGAGAGCCAUGGCGACAUUCGGUUUCGAGACAGGCAAGCGAGACAAUCUCGCACACCGUCAGGGAAUUCAAACCGGACCGCCAACGCCGUAGACUGUUCGCCAAGGGUAUAUUCCAGUGGUUGAUCACUUUGGUGCUUUCUGGUCUGCUGGCCGCAUGUUUGGGCGCUUUUGGACAACUACUGUGGAUGAGCGUGACCCAGAUGAAAGCUUUCAACGCACUCAUCGUGUUGCUGUCCGUCUUUCUCGGCAAUAACCUUACAAGUUCGCUCCGAGAAUAUGCGCUUAUGCUGAGAUGGAGGAUGUUGGCGGCCAGAUACCGACCGCUUGAUGAGUUUAAUCUGUUGAUGCACUGCGACAGUCUGCGGAAUGUGUUGAAGUUGUUUUGGGUGGCAAGGACCCAAGGACGAGCCUGGUUCUAUCUCAACAAGACGCAAUGGCUUUGUGCUAUUUGGCUUGGGGUUAAUAUCUUGCUUCAAGUUCUCGUGGCCCUGCUCGGGUUGACCUACAAUCUCAACACUUCGUCGAUCCCGGGGGUGAAGUUUGGUCCUGUCAGUGUUGCAAACUUGACUCUCAUCCGCGACGUAUGGGGUGCAGAUAAUCCGACGUUCGACGCUCAGUUAGGGUCUGCCAAUUCGUACGGCAUCCAGGGUCAGGAUUACCUAUUUGUCAACACCACUCCUAUCGGCCAAGGGAAAGUGCCACAGUACGGUACACCAGGCACGCCAACGAUAUACGCGAACCAUAACUGGACAGAGAUGACCUAUGUCUUCCAAGAUGUAGACGUCCAAAAUUCAGCUCUCAGCUUGAUCUCGCAUCGAAACAUCACUACGAGUGCCACUUGCGAAUCCCUCCAAGUGCUUGACGGAGGAGACGGCACCAACAGCUAUAUCACCUACCUGGACAAGAAUGGCCAACGAAAUACCUUGGAUGUUGUCCAUGUCGGGCCCGGCGCGACAACAUACGUUGGCGUUCUCAACUCGACCUGUGGGCCUCGGUGUACCCAAGUGAUGGCUUUGCAGAGCGCCAACAAUGACACGAUUCCCAACCCGUCCUUCUAUCAAUGCCAAAACACAAUCUCACCUGUGAAUGGCAUCGAACGGUACCUCUUCGACGGUCAGACGGCAGACUUGUUCCAGAUGCCAGACACUCAAGCCCGCAUCAUUGCCGGGGCCAUCGGCUGGACCGGGUUCGACUAUGUACCAGGCGAUUUGUACCAAUACGUCCGCUACGUGACGGAGUCGUGGUGGAGUCCCAACACUCCGGCUGACGUCGGUGUGAUUUCUCGUCGGAUCAUGGAGUUCAGCAUCGAAGCGGUCGCGGCGAUCGAUUACAACGGGCCCCGCCACACUGUCCAGGGCCAGCAUGCCGUUCCUGCACAGGUGGUAAAGGUGCUGUGGCGUUGGUCGGCGACGAUCUUGGGUAUCAUUCCCGCAGUACAAUUGUUAGCUCUGGUUUGUGUGAUUGCUUGGGGCAAUUCGGCCAUCAUCCGCGACGAAAGCUGUCUGAGUACUGCGCGCCUUCUGCGGCCGGUAGUCGAGAAACUCGGCGACAGGGGCUGCUUGCUCACAGGACAAGAGAUUGCAGAGGAAUUUGCCCACGUCAAAGUCAAGUAUGGGUGGCGGGAGCCCCUACCGGACUUCACUUUCAGGAACCAGAUCGAUCCGCAGAUCGUUCGGCAUGUGGACGUCCUGGACGAGAGCGAAGGCUUGGGAAGUCAAGGACCCAUGCCCCCGGGUUUAUAUGACGGAGUAUAUGACAACGAGUGUGAUGACAUGACGAGGCUAUUACACCAGCGGCGUGGAAAGAGAAGAGUGAGUAUAUGA
Molecule: messenger RNA, 1938 nt
Organism: Capronia epimyces CBS 606.96
Lineage: Eukaryota; Fungi; Ascomycota; Eurotiomycetes; Chaetothyriales; Herpotrichiellaceae
Exons: 1
Coding region: 1-1938 (645 amino acids)
Source: RefSeq, a predicted model, not a curated record